UGUGUGUGUGUGUGUCCGUGUGUCCGCCCGUUUGUCCGUCUGUCCACCGUUUUUCUCGGUAACCGCGGAAACUCUGAGCGUGAAACGUGGACAUAUUAUCAAGUAGGAGGCAUGAAUGGUAAAAUAAGAUUCUGGAGCGGAGAAGGCCGGGGAAGCGGGCGAAACGGAGGGCUGCCGAGGUGAGUGUGCGUCAAAUAGAGAUAAAGACAGUUGAGUAGGAGCGAGAUUGCCAGUGAAGUGAGAGCCAGGAAGCGAAUCUGUUCAGUGAAGGAGUCACUGAGAUAGUGUAGCCAGGUAGCUAGUAGCCAUUGGCUGCUGAAAUAAAGAAUAAAGUGGUGACUGAGGGUUAUGUAU
Geodia barretti is the source of this 354-nucleotide messenger RNA. Lineage: Eukaryota; Metazoa; Porifera; Demospongiae; Tetractinellida; Geodiidae. The record is from the annotation of a GenBank genome assembly.